Molecule: messenger RNA, 6384 nt
Organism: Aplysia californica (California sea hare)
Lineage: Eukaryota; Metazoa; Mollusca; Gastropoda; Aplysiida; Aplysiidae
Product: hyaluronan mediated motility receptor
Exons: 8
Coding region: 145-3225 (1026 amino acids)
Cellular component (GO): membrane
Molecular function (GO): hyaluronic acid binding
Source: RefSeq, a predicted model, not a curated record
UAUCGUCCGGUUCAAUCAAGAGAAGAGACCAACUGAAGACAGCUGACUGACUGAUAAAGACUUUAAGACAAGUUUAAAUUAAAAUACCCCACUGUUUGAUAAAUUUUCUAGAACUAGAUCUAGAAUCUAGAUUUAGAAUCUAGUAUGGCAUUCCCACGUGCCAAGCUGGUGCGUUUUAAUGAGGCAAAUGCUUGCACACCUGGAGUUGGAGAGUAUGAUGUUGGACGUGAUCCCAAACACAAUGAGUUCAAAGACCCAAAUCGCACAGUCUUGGACAAGACAAAAGCCAUGGCAAAGUUGGAAGCAAGCAGCAAACGUCUGCGUGACAAAGGAAUUAUCGCAUCUGUGAGAGGUGAGCUCUCCAAGCAUGUUGAAGAGUUGCACCAGCGGCUGAGAACGGCUGAAGAAAAACUCAUAGACAUGGAAAUCUUGAAACUUGGUGCCGACAAGAGUAGGGACAUGUUGCAGAAAGAUCUCAGCGAAAAGCAAACGGAGCUGUCCUCACUGACAAACACUGUUACUGAGCUCAAUCAGCAGAAGCAGCAGCUUGAAGUAUGUGAAGCAGAUGCGGUAUGUCUUAGGGAGAAGCUUGCUCUGUGCCUGGCAGAGAAAGAGGAAUGCGAAAAGAAACUCACAGAAGCGCAAAAGAAAAUUAAAGUCCUCGAAAUUGAGAGAGACUCGCUGGUGAAAGAAAAGGGUGUACUUGUGGAACAAAUGCAGCAAAGCGAGAAGAUGCUGGAGGAACUUAAGACACAAUCUGAGGCCGCUAAUGCGGAAAAGCAAACAUUUGUUGUCCAACAACAGGAUUUGUGUAGCCAGAUGAAACAGUUUAAGGAAGCCCACUCAAAACUACAGGAGAAACUGUUUUGCUUCAGUGCAGAAAAACUGGAAAUUCAGAAUCAGUUUAUUGAGUUCAAACAACUGAAUGAAAAGCUAGAAUCAGAAAAGACUGUCUUGAUUCAGAACAUGGAGGAGGUACAAAGAGAAAGAGACAAUGCCGAGACAGAAAAACUCUCUCUUGAAGAACAGUUACUAGAAAACUCCAGCAAGGUGGAAGAACUUGGUUUGCGUAUGGAAACUGUGACGUCAGAGAGGGAAAAUGUAAUGAAGGAACGAAAUGAACUCGAGCUGAAAGUGAACCAAAGUCAAGAAGUCUGCGCUGGUCUUGAAGAGCAACUGAGUAGCCUGAGGGGGGAGAAGCUAGCAAUAGAGGGUAGACUGUCUCAACUUGGGGAGGCUCAUGAGCAGCUGACCUCGGAGAGAGAUGGUUUGCUUCAAAAGAUAACAGAGAUUGAAAGUGACCGAGACAGUUUGAUAAAAGAAAGAAAUGAACUAGUAACACAGAGGGAAGAGAAUGCCAGUAAAAUGGAUGAUCGGAUAUCACAGCUGCAGGCCGGGGCAGACGAAGAAAAAACGUUGUUGUUGGGAGAACGUGACAACCUUGUUCAUCAGCUGAAGAUGAGUGAAGAGCAGAAAUCCUGUCUGGAAGAGAAGCUGUCUUGUUACUUGUCAGCAAAACAGGAGAUAGAGAGAGACUUGGAAGAGCUGCGGGAGGAGGAGGAGAAUCUGCAGAGAGAUCUGGAGGAGCACAAGGCUCUCAGUACAAGUUAUCAACACCAAGUGGCUGCCAUGCAAGACCAAAUUGAUUCAUUGGAGCAGUGCUAUACCUCAUUGCAGGAGGAAAUGGUGAUGCACACUGACAAGUAUGAAGAGAUCAUUGAAGAGCAAACUUCUGCUCUGCAGCUUCAGUUGGACCAGAUUAAUGACGAAAAGGAAAAGUUGAUUGUAGAAGUGCAUACGUUAGAAGAGCUCAAAUUUUGUUUAGAGGAGGAAAAGCGAAAGCUACAAGACGAUAUGGAUAAAAAAGUAACUGAUUUUAGUGAGCAGGUUGAAGAGUUGAAAAACAAGCAAAUACAGUCAGAAGCUAGAGAAUCGGCAGCAUUUACUGAGCAUAAAGCUGAGGUGGAGAAGCUGCAAGAAGAGCAUGAUCAAGGCAGGAAACAAUUUCAAGAAGAUAUGGAAAAGAGGGUGGCAGGUUUAGCUGAGCAGAUUCGAGAGUUGGACUCUCAAAAGCUGGAGUGGGAAACAAAAGAAGCCGCAACUUUGUCUGAUCAUAAGGCACAGGUGAACAAAUUGAGGGAAGAGCAUGCUCUCCAACUUAACCAGUUACGUGAAGAUAUGGAAAAGAAGGUGACCGAUUCUUUUGAGCAAAUUAAAGAACUGAGAAGCCAGAAACUGGAGUCCGAAGCAAGAGAAACAGCCGCAGUGUCCAACCAUAGAGCAGAGUUGGAAAAGCUGAAGCAAGAACACAGUCAGCAAGUAGUGCAAGCAAUUGAAGAGCAGACCAAAAUGUUUGAGGAAGAGAAGAGGAAAUGUCUGUCUGAGCAGGAGCAACGCUUUCAGGAGAAGCUGACAGCUCGUUUACGUGAGAAGGAGAUAUGUGUUCGCGCCGAACUGCUGCAAGAAUUUGACAGUGAGCGGACUCAGCAGAAGAGAAGCCAUGACGAGAAGGUGGAGUUGAUGCGCAAGUCAUUUGAGGACAAGUUGAAACUUGUAGAGAGCGAGACUACGGAGAGGUGUUCCAGAGAGCUCCAAGAGAAGGUGAAGUCUGAUGAGGAGCUGCUGCAGUGUUUUGAUGACAGGGUACAGGAGCAGGAAGCCCAGAUUGAAAGGUUAUUGGCAGAUAAAGAACAGGUGGAGAACGAACUGAACAAGUUAAGGGAAUACACAGAAUGGGAGAGGGGUGACCUCAAUCGGAUAAUUGCUGAGAUGUCAGACAAGAUUCAGGAGAUGGAGGCUGACAGUGAUGCUGAGAAUGAGGCGGAGAGUGAUGCUGAGUCCUGGAAGGCCAAGUAUGAGGAUCUGGUGCUGAGAAUGGAGCCUUUCAGAGAGAUUCUGGAUGGGUUUGAGAUGGAAAGGAAACUCUUGCAAGAUCGAGACAAGUUCACCAGUGAGCAGAUUGAUCGACUCACCAAGGAGUGUAUCACCAACAUGGGCCACCAGAAUCACAAGCAGAAAGUGAAAUAUGUGAAUAAGCUCAAACAGGAGAAUGUGGAUCUGCAAAAGAGGUGCCAUGAAACUCAAGAGGAGCUGUGCAGACAGAAUGCCCUGGUGAAGAAGUACAAGGAAAGGUUGGACAGGCUGGAAGGCACCACUGGGAAAGUGAUGGAUGGGAAAAAGGUUAAGGUGCCCCCAAAGACACCUUUAAAGGAGGGCAACCGAUGACGCAGCAUGCAAAUUCCUGCUUGAAAGUGAAAGGAUAGCAAAAGAAUACACCUUCCAUUCCAUAGCAUGAGUUGCUCUUCCGAUUUGGGCUCCUUUCUUGAAAAUGUUCCGGUGGUCUUCUAUAAUACAGCACUCCAGACUUGGAUUGAACAAUGUUUUCGCCUUCUGAACAGGGGGUUUGAAAGCUUUUAUACUGUACAUAUUAAAAUGACGAAUGUAAACUGUUUGAAUGUUGGCAUAUCAUGAGUAUUGGAAAUUGUUGUUGUUUUAGCAUUUUUUUUUUUUCUUUGUCAUCAUAGCUAAAAUCUGUGGAGUUGUCUGAGAGGUGAGUAUUUUUUUUUUGGUUGUUUGUUCUUUUAUCCUUGAUUCGAAAGAAUUUAACUGGCAUUAGUAGUUAUGUUUCUAUCAAUGUGGCAGCAUUUUUAUCUGUUGCAUGUCAUGCAACCACCGAAGAAGUCAAUUUUUGUAUCCAUGGAAGUUAUUGUAAUAAUAGUGUACAUUUUGAGAGAUUGAGAGAGUAGUUUGUUUGGGUGUGUUCUUGUGUGUUUUUCUCUUGACCUCAUUAAUUACUUAUUACAGCACAAUACAGAUUUGAGAGAGUGACAGAAGGAAAGAGAAGGAAGGGAGAGAGAUAAAGAGUGGGGGUUUAGUAAGAAAGCAGAAAGAUGAAACCAGAUAAUAUUUGUGAGAGAGAGACACACACUGAUAGAUAAACAGGAUGAAGGAGAAGGGGCAGUGUGAAAAUAUUGAAGGAGGAAGAGUAAGAGAAGAGAAAAGCGGAGUGGAUACAAUAUAAACGGGAAAAAACGAGCCAGAGUAGACAAGGAAGGAAAAAGAGAGAGGAAUGGGGAUAAAGAGAUAGAUUGACAAAUACAUUAUUUAAUCUAUGAAGGGAUCCAUGGAAAAAUGUAUUACAUGCUGAAUUCGUAAAGAUUAAAGAGUUUUCCCCAUGAUAACUAGCCUUUCACAGACUUUAUCAAAUACAGUAUUGUGUUCGUUGCAAAAUGUGCUCAAACCUGUUGUAAAGGAUCCAAAUUUUGGGGUUGUGUUUUUUUUCUUUAUUUCAAAAUGCAAAGUUUGCCUUCCAGUUUUCAGGGGUAAAAUAUGUGAUAUCCCUUAAUCCAAUCAUAGCCCUUCUUUCCAGAAACAUCUGGGCAUACCUUUGGCUUUGUUUAUGUCAGCCAUUACAAAGAAAUCUUUUUUCACCAAGCAGAAACAAAAUAAUUUUAAGUUACCCAACAGUGCAAGGGUUGAUAAUAGCUUUGAAGAAGUAAUAAUUAUUACGUAUAUAUUUUUUUUUUAAAAAGGAAAGCUCAAUUUUUUCUGGUAAACUUUUUGUUAUCAGUUUGUGUGAGUAGGUAUAAACCUAUAUUCCAAUCAGUAACUGUUUCGGCUCCUGUGAAUGUAUUGCUAUCCCUUUAUUAUGUGUAUUUGUGAAGGUAUGGUUUUAUAAACAUGUGUUUGAGAGGUUACGGUUCUAAUAUUUUAGUUAGUUUGAGUGAAGAUGACUAUUAUUUGUAUGAUUGAGCGCGUAUGAGAUUUAUGAGGUGAGAAUAUGCACUAUUUUUGUUCAGCGUAUGUGUGUGACAAAAAAUGUAUACAUAGGUGGUUGGCGGUGCUCUGGUGGGGUUUGCUCCUUUCCUAUCAAACAUUUGUCAUCUUUAUCUCUCCUUUUUUGAGUUUGUUAAUCUCUUGUAACACCUCUCAUCUUCGGCGCUUAUAUGACCUACUUGUACUGCAAGUGCUGUCAAAUGCUUACUCAAACAUAAAACAAACAAAAAAAUGUACCCAUAGUUCACUCUCAUGGUAUUGUUGAAGAGUGACACCUUUUUAAUUUCUUUUUUGUGCUAUCAUUAAAUCAUGUGUCUUUUUUUUUUCUUCUUUUGUUCUCAAUGUUCAUUAAUGUAUCAUUUUCUUGGUUAUUGAGAUACAUAUUAUAGAUACAUAAAUUAUUAUGCAAUCUCUUGUGGUGAUUAACUCAAUAAAUGCUCAAAGCUGCUGGAUGCAUCACCCAGUAUGUCCCAAUAUAAUAAUAAGUGCUCAAAGCUGCACACUAUAUCAUUGAAGAAAUAUUGGAUGCGAUAUAAUGCAAAGAUGUAGUCCACCCUCACGAAGAGUUGAAUUCUGAUUUCUCCCACAUCAGCUACACUUUUGCCAAGGGGCAAGAACUAGGUAUUCACAUUAUAUCGCGUCCAUGAUUUCAAGGACACAGUGUGAGGCUCAUUCCAUGCUGGGAUGUAAUUUAAAAACAUAAGGGUGUAGACUGUUGUUUAGAUAAAUGGGUGUUAUUUCGUUUUUUUGGUCUUUUCUCUUCAAAUUUUCAAAGGCUACUUUUGAACGGGUUAGAUAAUGCCACUAGAUAUAAUUCAUAGCUUGUUAGAUUAUUUAUGUAUUUUGGGGAAGAAAAAGAUUCAAUAUGAUUUAUUCUAUAUUUUGGGAUAUUUGAACACAUUUUUUUGUGAAGAAAACAUUUCCUGGCUGCAUAUGAUUUCGGAACAUGAAAUAUAAUUUAAUACAUGUAUAAAGAUAUUUUGCUGACCAAAAACAUGUUUUAUAAAAAUUGAUUAAUUUUGUAGUAUUUUAGUGUAUGAUACAUUCACAAACACGGGUAACUCGAAUUUUUUGGGGAUUGGAAAUCAUGUUCGAGAUUUCCAUAAUUCGUCAUGUCCUGAAAGUGAAAGCCCCAUCUGUGUACUUAUUCCCUGAUAUGUCUGAUCUAGAUAAGAUACUUUUUUUGUGUAACACCCUUGAUAAAAAUUUAGUCAAAAGAGGAACCUCAACGGACUGAUCUAAACCCCAUGCACUAAAAGAGUUAAUUAAGAGGAAUAUUUGAGAAUUGUAAAUUUUUGUUUUUUACAAUUGAUUUUAUUGGUUGUGUCCAUUUUAUGAAUCUGAAAAGAUGGAAAAGAGUUCCAUCUUGACCUCAUCCCUUUUACGUGUACAUCUAAAAUACUUUUUGAUACUAUCAAAAAUAUGUUAAAUACUGUAUUAUUGAUGUUUUAACUUGAUGUAUGUAUUUAUGAUCAUAUAUUUUCAAAAGUCUACGUGGUACUUGUAUUCUUCAUUUUUAUAGAUCAAAUAUGUUUUGAAAAAAAUGUACGCCAAUGGAUAUAUAAGGCUCUUGAACCGAUAAUUAAAAUCAAGAUUGCAGUAAUUCCA